Molecule: messenger RNA, 1708 nt
Organism: Xyrichtys novacula (pearly razorfish)
Lineage: Eukaryota; Metazoa; Chordata; Actinopteri; Labriformes; Labridae
Source: the annotation of a GenBank genome assembly
CCAUAGACAUAAUAAAGGAUAGACCCCGCUGGGGGUGCUGCGCGGCGAGAAAUGCGGCCGCCAUCUUGGUCAGGUCAAGCUUCCCAUACGCUCCGGUCAAUCAUAUUCAUUCAUCAGUCAUUCAGCGAUGCCGGAGCACUGUGCGGCGUAUUCCUGUGCCACCAGGCGGACAGCAGAGAGCAGGGCUAGAGGAAUAACUUUUCACAGGUAGGAUUAAACAUUUUUUUCAACAUUACACUUGACUGUAGAGUCAUUUGUAGGCCAUAGAGGAAGACUAUCGGUCAACUUCAAAAACGAAACAGCAUUUGCUAACAGUUAGCUUAUUCACCAUAAUAGCAACUUUGCUCCAUUAUCAACAGAUUUGCAUUAGAUUGAAAAACUUUUGUUUGAGAGAGGUUCUAAGAAACGUUAAGAAAUAAAAUAGAAAGAAGAAGGAAGAAAGUGAGCUCUGUUAUCUGUUUUAUUAAAGAUUUCUUUGUGGUGAUCUCCUGUUUCAUUUUGAAGAUUUCCUAAGGACAAAAAUUUGAGGAAGAAGUGGGAGAUUGCUGUAAGGAGGGAGAAAUUCACAGCAAGGGAUUCCUCUGUGCUCUGCAGCCAACAUUUUAAGGAGGCAGACUUUGACAGGACGGGACAGGUUGUCCGCAUCCGAGAUGGCGUUAUUCCGUCCGUCUUCAAGUUUCCAGGUCACCUCCAAAGAGUAGGUGCAUCACAAUAAAGUUGUUUUAUUCUAUUGAUUACAUGGCAUGAAUUACUUAUUGUGAUUCCCUCUCUAUCUAUCUAUCUAUCUAUCUAUCUAUCUAUCUAUCUAUCUAUCUAUCUAUCUAUCUAUCUAUCUACCUACCUACCUACCUAUGUCUUUCUGUCUUGUCUUUAUUUUUAUUUUUUUAUUUCAUUUCAGGCAUGUUGGGUGGUUUAUAAAACACCCAGGGUAUCAGACAAUUUUAUUUCAUUAUCUAGUUUGUUCCAAAGCCUCACCCCGUUGAAAGAGAUAGUGAAGGACUUAAUGGUGGUUCUUGCCACUUUUCCUCUUCAUUUUAGCCAGAAAAAAGCAGGAACACAUCUGCCUCCAGAAAAUCUGAGGCGAGCCUGUCUGAGACUCCUCAGGAUAACUCAGUGGCCUCAACCUCACAUUCUGAAUCUCAGCCUGAAGAUGUGAGUAUUUCAAUUUUACCCAUAAGCAUGUCAUGAUGGUUUUAGAGACUGGUAGCGGAUUUGACAACUGAUGACUUUUAGAAAUAAUGCGAGCCCAUCUGUGUGAUACAGCUAGUAAAACAUAACUCAAACAAUGCUCAUCUCUCCUUUUCCUAGGAUCACAGCUAUGUAAUGCCUUCCUCCCCAACCGCUUUAAAGGCCAGACUCACCGGAGCUUUGGAAAGAGUCGAUAAAUUGGAGCGAGAAAAAAAGAAUGCCAAGGCACGUGAAAAGAGGGCGAAGACAACCGUGAAGAGUCUUCUAUCACAAUUAUGUGAAAAGAAUCUCAUUAAUGAAGAGCUCAAGGACAGACUUGAGCAAAUUGUUAUGUAGUUUAGGUGCUGUCCUGUCAUGCUGUUCUUGUGUUUAAAUUUUUUUGAUAUGUAGGCUAUAUAUUUGUGUGUAUUUCUUUGUGUGUAUUUUCCUGUUAUUAAAAUAGUGCUUCUAUAUGACAUUAUUUGUGUGUGUCUACAAAUGGAUAAAUAAAAUUAAACUAAAUAAAAUAUAAUCAAAUCAA